Colletotrichum graminicola M1.001 is the source of this 711-nucleotide messenger RNA. RefSeq names its product succinate-semialdehyde dehydrogenase. The coding region runs from base 1 to 711 and encodes 236 amino acids. The transcript is spliced from 4 exons. NCBI's taxonomy places the organism in Eukaryota, Fungi, Ascomycota, Sordariomycetes, Glomerellales, Glomerellaceae. Gene Ontology annotation, molecular function: succinate-semialdehyde dehydrogenase (NAD+) activity. The record is from RefSeq and is a predicted model, not a curated record.
AUGCCAGAAAGGCUCGAGAACGGCAAGGCAUCUGUUGAGAUGAAGGGCGAGGUGGUUCGCGCCCUGUCUAUUCAUCUCAUAGUUUGCAGAAGAGGCGGCGCGCUCGUACAGCGACACUAUCCCGUCAUCGUACGCAACACCACGGCCUUGGCAUUCAAAGAGCCGGUGAGCGUCUGCGGUAUUACCACCCCGUGCAAAUUCUCAGUCGCUUUGGUCAUGCGCAAAAUCGAGCCUGUGUUUGCAACAGGGUGCUCAGUCAUUAUCAAGGCAUCCAAACGGAACACUCCCUUCAACACCCCAGCGCUCGCCACGUUCGCUCUGGCCGCCGACGUUCCCCAGUUUCUUGUUCACGAGAAAUUCCAAUACGAGCUUAUCAAGAAGAUAGCCCAGCGCGUGGAGGGGUACAGGCUCGUCCAAGACAUCGACGAGGGCACCACACAUGGCCCUCUCGUCAACGCCGCCGCCUUCCAGAAGCUUGACGCCCACGUGAAGGGCGCGCCUGCGAAAGGCGCCGUUCUACACACAGCUGAGAAGUUCCCAGGGGUCACGAUCGAGAUGGGGGUUGCGCACGACGAGAUCUUUGGCCCGCUGGCAGCCAUUGUCCCCUUCGGGACCGAGACCAAGGCGGUCGAGCUGGUCAACGCGAUGGAGUGCGGUCUUGCCGGAAAUUGCUCCAGCUGGAACAUCUCCCGGGACGUGCGUGUGGCAUGA